This is a messenger RNA of Neoarius graeffei (lesser salmon catfish), 2443 nucleotides long. It is a transcript of the gene eif2b5, whose product is annotated as eukaryotic translation initiation factor 2B, subunit 5 epsilon. The transcript is spliced from 16 exons. Gene Ontology annotation, biological process: biosynthetic process. The record is from RefSeq and is a predicted model, not a curated record. Gene Ontology annotation, molecular function: translation initiation factor activity; guanyl-nucleotide exchange factor activity; translation initiation factor binding. Bases 31 to 2154 code for a protein of 707 amino acids. Lineage: Eukaryota; Metazoa; Chordata; Actinopteri; Siluriformes; Ariidae. Gene Ontology annotation, cellular component: eukaryotic translation initiation factor 2B complex.
GUCGCUCUGUGUGACGUCAUCAUCAGCAUCAUGGCGGCGAGAGCAGGGAAGCAGCAGAGCCGCGUGGGGAGGAAGAGCGGCUCCGGGGAGCAGGACGAGGACGAAGAGCCGCUGCAGGCCGUGCUGAUCGCCGACAGCUUCAACCGCAGGUUCUUCCCCAUCACUAAAGACCAGCCCAGGGCUCUCCUCCCCCUGGCCAACGUCUCCAUGAUUGACUAUACUCUGGAGUUCUUGACGUCUACAGGUGUGCAGGAGACGUUCAUUUUCUGCUGCUGGAUGUCCAACAAGAUAAAGGACCAUCUGCUGAAGUCCAAGUGGUGUCGUCCCAGUUCUCCAAACACGGUGCACAUCAUCACGUCAGACCUGUACCGCUCUCUGGGGGACGUGCUGAGGGACGUGGACACCAAAUCCCUUGUCCGCUCCGACUUCAUCCUGGUGUAUGGAGACGUGGUGUCCAACAUCGACCUGUCCCACGCCCUGCAGCAGCACAAACUGAGACGUAAACAGGAGAAGAACGUCUCGGUGAUGACGAUGAUUUUCAGAGAGUCGUCACCCGGCAACCGAACACGCUGUGAUGAGGACGACAUCAUCAUUGCUGUAGAUACCAAGAGUAACCGAGUGCUCCACUAUCAGAAAACGCAGGGGCUGAAUAAGAUCCACUUCCCCAUGAAUAUUUUCCACAGUGGCAGCGAGGAGUUUGAGGUUCGUCAUGAUCUGCUGGACUGUCACAUCAGUAUCUGUUCCCCACAGGUAGCUGAACUCUUCACUGAUAACUUCGACUAUCAGACCAGGAACGACUUCGUACGUGGGAUUCUUGUCAACGAGGAGAUUUUGGGGAAUCAGAUCCACAUGUUUGUGAGUAAAGACGGCUACGGCGCACGAGUCUCCAACCUGCACAUGUAUGACUCCGUGUCCUGCGAUCUGAUUGGCCGCUGGGCGUAUCCCAUCACACCGGAGGCUAACUUCUCGGAUGAGGAGGGGCGGAGCUGCACACACUCACGCCACAACGUUUACCGUGAAGUGGGCGUCGGCCUGGGACAUGGCAGCCUGAUGGAGGAAAAUGUUCUGAUUGGACGAAACACGGUGAUCGGCGCCAACUGCAGCCUAUCGAACACCGUGAUCGGGGCAAACUGUCUCAUCGGCGAUGGUGUGGUGUUGGACCGAGCGUAUAUCUGGAACAAUGUUCGUAUCGGUGACGGUGUGACGGUUCGUCAGUCUGUGAUCUGUGAUGGAGUGGAGGUGAAACACGGAGUCACACUCAAAUCACAGUGUGUGCUCGCCUACAGUGUGGUGGUGGGGCCGGCCAUGUCUCUCCCUGAGGGGACGGUCGUAUCUCUGCAUCACCCAGAUGAGGAGGAGGAGGACGAGGAAGACGAGUUCCUGAGUGACAGUAAUGAUGUCAGUGUCCAUAAAGACAAGACCAGACACAAGGCGUAUAACCCGGCUGAGGUGGGCUCUGAAGGACGGGGCUACCUGUGGAAGAACAGCAGCAUUGAUGAUGCGGAAGAGGAGGAGCUAACACAGUGCAUCUGGGGUCUCGUUCUGAAGUCCGAUCCUGACAGUGAGACAGAGAGCGAGGCCAGUGAAGGGUCCCACGAUCCUGGGAGCCGCUCUGAGUCACCUGAACUCGACGAUGUUAAAUUGUUUCAGAACGAGGUUCUCGGCACUCUGCAGCGAGGUCUGGAGGAGAACAUCAGCUAUGACAAUCUGGUUCUGGAGAUAAACUCACUCAAGUACGCAUAUAAUAUCUCUCUGAAGGAGGUGAUGCAGAUUCUCACUAAAGUGGUUCUCGAGUUUCCUUUUCAACAGCACGGAGCUCGCAUCACUGCAGCCCAGUACUCCACUCUACUGCUGCCUUUGUUGAAGAAGUGGGCUCCGGUGUUUAAGAACUACGUGAAGCGAGCUCAGGAUCAAGCACACUGUCUCGCCACUCUGGAGGAGGUACUCAUGGAGCACGAAACACACUGGCCCGCCCUGGCCAAGGUGUUGAUGAGUUUGUACCAAUUGGAGAUUCUGGAUGAAGACUCCAUUAUGCGGUGGUUCUCUCAGGGAACACAGACUGAGCCGAGCAGAACCCUGCGCAAGAACCCUGGGCUGCUGAAGUUUAUCCAGUGGUUGGAAGAGGCUGAGGAGUCUUCAGAGGGAGAUGACUGAGCACCACAUCACGCACUGUGUGUGUGUGAGAGAAGCAGAACUGACUAUCAAUAAUUAUUCAUGCUAAUGAGGGAAACAUGACAUUAACAUGUACAAUGUCUUUAUUAGCACUUAAUCCUGCUUUAUGAUGCUUUUGUAAAGUUGCUUUAGCUGUGUGAGUUUUUGUUACCUUUUUUGUGACCUUGGUGUUAAUCCUGAUUCAGUGAAUGGACCUGGGGUGAAAUAUGAUGUGUAGUAUUCCUACAUUUUGAUUGGUAGCUGUGAGACUUGUUUAAAGGCUGAAAUGAAA